Nelumbo nucifera (sacred lotus) is the source of this 1631-nucleotide messenger RNA. Its product is annotated as putative BOI-related E3 ubiquitin-protein ligase 3. Gene Ontology annotation, molecular function: ubiquitin-protein transferase activity. NCBI's taxonomy places the organism in Eukaryota, Viridiplantae, Streptophyta, Magnoliopsida, Proteales, Nelumbonaceae. The record is from RefSeq and is a predicted model, not a curated record.
CCUCUCCUCUCCUCGCAAAUCGCAAUCUUUUCAUUUCCUCCUCUCCCGGCCCCGGGUCUUGCAGUCCCUCGGCCUUCUCGUCUGCGCGCGUCUUCUCCCUCCCGAGUCUCGGCCUGUGUUGUGUUUGGAGCUUUGGAUUUGGGGUUCAAACAAGGUUUCGCAGCAAUGGCCGUGCAAGCGCAAUACCCUGCAAACGCUUUCAGGAAUAAGAACAAUCUCCUCCAAGAGUUUCAGCUCGGAUCUUGCAACCACAAUCACAACAAUUACGAAGCAAGCCAGCAAUUCUUCAACGGAGCAACCGUAUUCAGCGGUCCUGAGAGUGAACUCACCUGCAACAUGUCCGCCUCCAGGAAGAGGACCCGAUACGAUCCAACUCACCCUCUUCAAAUGCAAAACCAUGACCCCCACUUUCAAUUUGACAGAAUGAACACAGAGGCGUCUCCAAUUUCAACCAGUUUACAAAACCUCUCCUACCAAGAUAGUCUCCGCCUCCGGAUAUUUGAAUCCAACGCCACCUCCACCAGUGGAAGAUCUUCCUAUCUUCUCCAUCAGGAUCUUACUUCUCAACUUUACCGUCACGACGUCGAAAUCGACGCAUUGGUCCGACUCCAGAACGAGAAGCUCCGAUCGAUACUGGAGGAGACGGCGAAGAGACAUUGGAGAUCGCUAGUGUCGGUUCUCGAACAGCAAGUGUGCAAGAGACUUAGAGAGAAGGAAACAGAGUUGGACAACGCGAACCGCAAGAACGCGGAGCUAGAAGUGAAAGUGAGACAGAUGAUGGUCGAGAAUCAGAUCUGGUUCAAUAUUGCCAGGAACAACGAAGUCAUCGUGUCCACGCUGAGGUCAGGCCUCGAACAGAUUCUGCUGCAGAGCAAUACAGACCAACAUGAAGUAGCAAAAGAAGGCAUGGGAGACAGCGAUGAGAUCGUAGGGGUUGUCGCGGAUGAUGCAGUGUCGUGCUGCUACGAGGUGAUGGUUGAAGAGGAAAGGGUAAGCGUGGCAGCGGAGAAAGAUAUUAAAGAGAAUAGGGAACUCAAGAGCAGGACGCGUUGUAAGGUGUGCCGGGAAAAAGAGGUUUCAGUACUGCUGUUGCCGUGCCGUCAUCUCUGCGUCUGCAAGGUGUGCGAAUCGAGACUCAGCAUCUGUCCAGUCUGCAACUCCAUCAAGAACGCUACUCUCCAGAUAGUCAUGUCCUGAUUUCAACUCACUUCUGUCGGUAUUGUCUUCUAGCCCACCACCGGUGAUCGGAAGUUUCACAGUAUUCAUAGAAGUCUAAUAAGCCGGUAACUGUCGGACGAUGCUUGUUUUUUUUUUAUUAAAAAAACAAAAUUAUGGAUUGGAUAUUGAAAUUUGUAGAGAGAGACCAGACACGAAAAAAUGCUUAUAAAAAGCAGAAACAGUUUUAGUUGUGAUUGCAUUUAAUUGAAAAAUAAUUAAUUAAUGCAACCACCGGUUCAGGGAGUGAGUAUGGUUCAGAGUCAUACUCAUAUGGUAUGUAUUGGGUUGACGAAAAUUGCGAAGCAUAGAUAGAUAGAAUAGUGGGAACGGGGAAGAACAAAAAGGGUCGAGUCUUGUCCCUUGUGGAAGUUAAGGCAAGAUAUUCGUGAAGUGAAUAAAGAAAGAAGUAACUA